Messenger RNA from Tripterygium wilfordii, 2194 nucleotides. RefSeq names its product proline--tRNA ligase, cytoplasmic-like. Gene Ontology annotation, biological process: prolyl-tRNA aminoacylation. The transcript has 13 exons. The record is from RefSeq and is a predicted model, not a curated record. NCBI's taxonomy places the organism in Eukaryota, Viridiplantae, Streptophyta, Magnoliopsida, Celastrales, Celastraceae. The coding region runs from base 16 to 1845 and encodes 609 amino acids. Gene Ontology annotation, cellular component: cytoplasm; aminoacyl-tRNA synthetase multienzyme complex. Gene Ontology annotation, molecular function: ATP binding; proline-tRNA ligase activity.
GAAUAAAAGGAGAAAAUGUCGACCCGGACUGUACAAAAUAUUCGAUUUGAUCUCAAGCAUCUCGCAGCUGGAGCGAGAUCUGGUUUGACCCGCACUCUUCGGGUUCCCACUCCGCAAUCAAGCCAUGUCAUAAAUGCAAAAGUCGUUACUCGGCAAUGUCUACUUUUGUCUAGGGUUUAUGCUUCUCUCUCUUCCUCGUUUUUGCGUUCUUGCUCCGCUCAUUCCCCUGCAUCUUUUUUCUACUGUAGAGGGAAGGAAGAGACCGCCAUCAAAGCUUCAAGCAGAUUGAGUUCCAUUGCAGAUAUGGCCGGCGAUGAUGCAAAGAAGUCCAAGCCCAAGGGUAAUGCAAGCGGCGGAGGGAAAAAGAAGGAGGUGAAGAAAGAGACUGGUCUUGGGCUUUCGUAUAAGAAGGAAGAGAACUUUGGAGAGUGGUAUUCUGAGGUUGUUGUCAAUGCUGAAAUGAUCGAGUACUAUGAUAUCUCUGGCUGCUAUAUUCUGAGGCCAUGGACGAUGGCUAUUUGGGAGAUCAUGCAAGCAUUCUUUGAUGCUGAAAUUAAAAAAAUGAAAAUCAAGAACUGCUACUUCCCUCUUUUUGUAUCUCCUGGUGUUCUAGAGAAGGAGAAGGAUCACAUAGAGGGUUUUGCUCCAGAGGUGGCAUGGGUGACAAAAUCUGGGAAAUCUGACUUGGAAGUUCCUAUCGCAAUUCGCCCAACUAGUGAGACUGUUAUGUAUCCGUACUAUUCUAAGUGGAUUAGGGGACACCGUGACUUGCCUUUGAAGCUUAACCAGUGGUGCAAUGUUGUUCGAUGGGAGUUCAGCAAUCCUACACCAUUUAUCAGGAGCCGAGAGUUUCUUUGGCAGGAAGGUCAUACUGCUUUUGCAACAAAGCCUGAGGCAGACGAGGAGGUCUUGCAGAUAUUGGAAUUGUAUAGAUGUAUAUAUGAGGAGUUCCUGGCAGUUCCUAUUAUAAAGGGCAAGAAGAGUGAAAUGGAGAAGUUUGCUGGUGGCCUGUACACAACAAGUGUUGAGGCAUUUAUUCCCAACACUGGUCGUGGUAUACAAGGUGCAACUUCACAUUGUUUGGGCCAAAAUUUUGCAAAAAUGUUUGAGAUAAACUAUGAAAAUGAAAAGGGGGAGAAGUCUAUGGUGUGGCAGAAUUCUUGGGCCUAUAGUACACGAACGAUUGGGGUGAUGGUGAUGGUUCAUGGGGAUGACAAAGGCCUGGUGUUGCCACCUAAAGUUGCAUCUGUUCAAGUUAUUGUAAUUCCAGUUCCUUAUAAAGAUGCUGAUACAAAGGGAAUCUUUGAUGCCUGUGCUGCUACUGUUGAGAGCUUGUGUGGAGCAGGAAUCCGUGCUGAGGCUGAUUUCAGGGACAAUUACUCACCUGGCUGGAAAUAUUCGCACUGGGAAGUGAAAGGUGUUCCUUUAAGAAUUGAAAUCGGCCCGAAAGACUUGGCCAAUAACCAGGUACGUGCUGUUCGGCGUGACAAUGGAGCCAAAAUAGAUAUAAGUAGGGUCAAUUUGGUUGAGGAAUUGAAAGACUUGAUUGACAAUAUUCAACAAAGCCUGUUUGAUGCUGCAAAACAAAGGCGAGAUUCUUGCAUCCAAGUCGUAAACACCUGGGAUGAAUUUAGGGAGGCUCUCAAUCAAAGGAAAUUGAUCUUAGCUCCUUGGUGUGAUGAGGAGGAGGUGGAGCAAGAUGUAAAGGCACGUACGAAAGGUGAGAUUGGAGCAGCUAAGACACUUUGUUCUCCAUUUGAUCAGCCAGAACUUCCUGAAGGCACAAAAUGCUUUGCCUCAGAGAAGCCCGCAGUGAAAUGGACAUACUGGGGAAGGAGUUACUAGAUAUUCUACCUCAGGGGGUGAUGUAUGAAGAAUGAAGCACAGUGAGCGAUUGGAGGCUGGGAAGAAUGGUUGAUUAAUGUUACGCCGAAAUAUGCAGCUAGACCCAAUUAUGUAGACUGCAAUUCAUAUCUGAUUUAUUUUCUUAAGUUGCUGUUGCUCUACUGCACCUCCCCUAACCUCAAGAGAAAAAAAGGGGGGAAAAGUAAGAGAGAUUCUGGUUUCAAACUGUUGAUGUGCCUUUCAUCAAUUAAGUGUUUAUUUGUCAUGCCAGAUUAAAGUGCAAAGUUUGAAAGAUUGGAUACGUCUUAUUAUGUUUUAACAAAAUAAAUAGGUGUAUGAAUUUAUGAAA